Acaulospora colombiana is the source of this 477-nucleotide messenger RNA. NCBI's taxonomy places the organism in Eukaryota, Fungi, Glomeromycota, Glomeromycetes, Diversisporales, Acaulosporaceae. The record is from the annotation of a GenBank genome assembly.
AUGUACAGGGCGCGGCUAGGGCCGAGCCUGGUCUUUACCAAAGAUCACAAGUAUUACUUUACUCGGGAAAUACGAAUGUACCGACCGUCGCCUCCACCCGCCCCGCCAAACCCGUACAAGGCGCCUCUUCUUCCACGCGUAAAUUGUUCGUCGCACCUUCCACCGAAAGGAUAUCUCGUAUACCUGUAUGGGCACGUCCACCCACCGCCGCCUUUACCCAAAAAACAAACGGAAAGUGGGGAUGGAGAGGGAGUGCAGAGUGGUGGGAGGAAGAACGUUUCCCCCGACGGCCUCACAUGGAGCGAACACCGUGCCAAGCUCAAAGAGAAAUACCCAGAACCCUGGAACCCCUCUAAAAAAGUCUCGCGCGAGGCCAUGGACGCCAUUCGCGAGUUGUACAAGGCUGAUCCUGACAACCUUCUGAUUGUGCGAGGUGCGGAGGAACCGUUCGCGGCUGCCCGUCAAGGGAGCUACAAG